This is a messenger RNA of Neoarthrinium moseri, 219 nucleotides long. RefSeq lists its product as uncharacterized. The transcript is spliced from 2 exons. The coding region runs from base 1 to 219 and encodes 72 amino acids. NCBI's taxonomy places the organism in Eukaryota, Fungi, Ascomycota, Sordariomycetes, Amphisphaeriales, Apiosporaceae. The record is from RefSeq and is a predicted model, not a curated record.
AUGACGCCCAAAGCUGAGCUUAGAGCUCCGUUCCCGAGCUUCACACUCGACGUCAAGCCGGCUGGGUGGGCCCUGGUCAAUCCGCCCAGGCGUCGUCACAAGUGCAAGUGGGGGCCAAAGAUGCUGCAAGGCGCCCGACACGGCUCAAUCUCGGGACUGAGCUACCUGGCCGUCUCUGGUCCGUACAUACACACGUCUGCUCUACCUCUGCAGGGAUGA